This is a messenger RNA of Cyprinodon variegatus (sheepshead minnow), 1418 nucleotides long. Its product is annotated as heparan sulfate glucosamine 3-O-sulfotransferase 3A1-like. Bases 224 to 1297 code for a protein of 357 amino acids. The record is from RefSeq and is a predicted model, not a curated record. Gene Ontology annotation, molecular function: [heparan sulfate]-glucosamine 3-sulfotransferase activity. NCBI's taxonomy places the organism in Eukaryota, Metazoa, Chordata, Actinopteri, Cyprinodontiformes, Cyprinodontidae. The transcript is spliced from 2 exons.
ACAGUGAGGCGGACAGUAACCUGAGGGCUUAUUAACUUUAACACCUGGGUUUAUUUCACCUUUACCUGACUGACAUCUUUAAAACUUAUAUGUUUUUUGUGUUGUUUAUGUUUAUGUUUCACAUCACAGCUCAUAUAUUAGAUUAUUUUCCUACUUUUCUUCAUGGCAAGUGGACUGGGAGAUGAUCGCUUAGUAUGGCUGAGGCUCCUUCACCGGAGCCGGGAUGGCUUUUAGCCGCAUCCGCAAACUGGACGCCCCUUCCCGAGGCAUCCUCCCCAGGAAAGCGGUGGUCAUGCUCUGCUCCCUCCUCGCUCCUCUCCUCCUCCUGCACCUCCUCUCCUCCGCGCGCUGCUCCUCGCCGCUCAGAGGCUCCCUGCGAACCAAGCGGCUGACGCGCGAGCGGAGCGCCGCCGGACCGGAGCCGGACGGCCACCGGAUUGCGGAUGAGUCUCCCGCUUUGCCCCCGGAUCUGGUGGUUAAUCCGAGGUUCGCAGGGAAGGUCAGUCCGCUCGGGGAGGGCAGCAAGAAGCUCCCCCAGGCUCUCAUCAUCGGGGUGAAGAAAGGAGGGACCCGGGCUCUGCUGGAGUUUCUGCGGGUUCAUCCGGACAUCAGGGCGGUGGGAGCGGAGCCGCACUUCUUUGACCGCAACUAUGACAACGGCCUGGAGUGGUACAGGGAUCUGAUGCCGAAAACCUUGGAGGGCCAGAUCACCAUGGAGAAAACUCCCAGCUACUUUGUGACCAGAGAGGCACCGGCGAGGAUAUCCGCCAUGUCCAGGGACACCAAACUGAUCGUGGUAGUGAGGGACCCUGUCACCAGAGCCAUCUCAGACUACACGCAGACUCUGUCUAAGAAGCCCGAUAUUCCCUCCUUUGAGAGUCUGACCUUCAAAAACAGGACUACGGGGCUCAUUGACACCUCGUGGAGCGCCAUCCAGAUCGGCAUCUACGCCAAGCACCUGGAUAACUGGCUGCAGUACUUCCCCAUGGACCAGAUCCUCUUUGUUAGCGGCGAGCGUCUGAUCACCGACCCGGCCGGAGAGCUGGGCCGCGUGCAGGACUUCUUGGGCCUCAAGAGGAUCAUCACAGACAAACACUUUUACUUCAACCAGACCAAGGGAUUCCCGUGUCUCAAGAAGGCAGAGGGCAGCAGCAAGCCUCACUGCCUGGGAAAAACCAAAGGGAGAACCCAUCCGAACAUUGAUCCCGAGGUGGUGCAGAGGCUACGGGACUUCUACAGACCCUUCAACAUGAAGUUCUACCAGAUGACCGGGCGUUUCUUUGGCUGGGAUGACUGAAUGUCUUCGUGCCGGACUCAAACUGAAUAUGGUGCUGCUGCUGUGCAGCUGUGGUGCGGGCAAGCUGCAAAAAGUCUCACAUUGAACUGCAGAGUUUAAAACAUCCCUAAUAUGUGCUGCU